GAGCAGGGACCGAGCACUGAGCCGCACUCAGGGGCCGCACUCAGGGGCCGCACUCACCGGACACCGCUCUUAACCUCGGACAAGUUACUUGUAUGAAAGGCAAACACUUCCAAGCUUUGCAGAGUUCUCUUUUCUCCCCUGAAGGCUCUGGAAGCAGGACAGGAUGUCGGACCUUCCAGCGCAAGACCACCUCGCUGGGAUUUUAUCAGAUUUUGAAGCCCUGAAGAAAUCUUUCGACAUUGAAGAUAUGGAUGACAUACCGGCCUCCUCAGCAUCACCUGUCUCCUCCCCCAUUCCGCUCCCUUCCUUCCAUCGCUUCCCCAAUUAUGAUGAAGCCACUGAGGAGCAAGGAGGGGAUGGUCAAUCUUCUUCUUUUGUCUUUAACAACAGCAUGGGCUCAGCAUCCCACUCAAGCAUCCACAUGAGUUCCAGUCCUAGCCGUGCACUCAAGACUCAUACUCUAAGCAGCAGCUUGUCCUUUAGCCGAGUAACUGAGAACAAACCAGGCAUCUACAACAAAGGCUCAUCUGUGGUCAGAGCUGCGUCAUUUCAAAGCCGGUUAAACUCUGGCUCCCCAAAUAUUUGCUCCCCACCAUCUGGUCCAGGGAGUGACAACGACAGCCUUCAUAGCUCAACAUCCAGCCUGGAGUACUCUAGUGGGAGAGGUUAUACCAUGGCAUCCUAUCACAGCCCUCAUCCCCCGAGAGAGUGCCAUGGAAAUCAGCUCCAGCAACAACAACACCUUAAAGCAAAUAUGAAGAAAUGUGUUUUCAAGUCUGAGAUUAAACAAGAGCCAGGGGUGAUGCUUGGUAGUAGAGAGCCUCAGAAGAUGAACCAUGGCUUCAUAUCAAUCAUGGAUUUUCAAAUCGCAAAUGAAGAAGCAGGAAUGAUGGAAGUGAAAAGAGGGAUCAGUGGAUGUAGGAUCUGGCCUGGGAUGACCGACGUUGAUGCAAAUGGAAAGCAAAAUGGUCGUUUUCAUAGUGUCAGUUCCUUUGGGAAAAGUGACUCCAAUAAGGUUUGCCAAAAAGGACCCCAGGUUUUCAAAACUCGACAGACCAAGGCCAAAGAAAUUCCACGUCUUAACAAGUUUCCACUGGACCUAGACAGCUUGGUGAGCAACAUCUCAAAUGCCCCCAGUCAUAAACCACAGAGCUCAGGUGGACUUCAUGAUCAAAUCUACAGCCUUUCAUUAACAGGAGCUAGGCCCUCUGCCUCUCUCAGCAGCUUAAGUAAUUCUUCUGACACACCAUGCCCCAUCUUUAGCUAUCCCAUUUCACCAUUCCCCCCAUAUUCUCCAGAUCCCUCACAGGGCUCUUUGUCCCCAAUUCACCCUUCUCCAACUGAGGGUCUUCAGCUGGACACUUUGACAGACUCCCAAGUUGUCAAGGUGGUUCCCAGUGUGCAUAGUUCUCGCAGCUCCUCAAGCUCUGGACCCGUUUAUACUUUGGAAGAUUGCAGAUGUGAUGCAGGAGAUAGCAUGGACUUGAUCCUACAGAGAAUCGCCUCUUUCUCUUUACCUGUCAUGAGUGACACUCGCAUGGGCUAUAUGGCCCAACCUCCCAAACCUUUCCAAAGAACAAAUGGGUUGUCAUCGACAUUUGGGUUUCCCUUAGAGACUACACCCAAGACUACAUGGCAAGAAGAAAAGGGGAAACUUGGAGAAAUUGCUGGAGAGUUGCAGAGGGACCCAUUCACCCUAAUGGAGGAGAGAGAGGAGAGGGAAAACACGAUCACGCAAGAAAAGCAGGAAGAUGAAGACAAGAACAAAGAACAGCAAAAUAUUCAGACUUCCAUGGCUGAAAAAGAAAAAUGUGCAAUGGUUCCCCCAGAGGAGGAGAAUGGCAGGGAGAAGGGAAUGGAAGCUGGGGAGAUAAAGAAAGAGACGGAGCUGGAGGAAGAGGGGAAGCCAGGGCUUAGCCGGUCUGGUCCAGGUCUGCAGACCAGCUUCAUCCAGAGCCCGGACCUGUUCGGCUACGUGGGGAUUGAGGCAGUACUGGAUCAGAUGAAGUGCAAGACCAUGAAGGCUGGCUUUGAGUUCAAUAUCAUGGUGGUUGGUCAGAGUGGUUUGGGGAAAUCCACACUGAUCAACACGUUGUUCAAAUCCAGAGUCAGCCGAAAGUCCUGCACACCCAAUUAUGAAGAGAAGAUAUCCAAGACAGUCAAACUGCAUGCAGUGAGUCAUGUGAUUGAAGAAAAAGGGGUGAAGAUGAAGCUGACAGUCAUUGACACUCCAGGAUUUGGAGACCAGAUCAACAAUGUAAACUGUUGGGAUCCUAUAGUGAAGUACGUCAACGACCAGUAUGAGAAGUACCUGAUAGAAGAGCUGAACGUCCAUCGCAAGAAGAGAAUACCUGACAGCAGAGUCCACUGUUGCAUCCAUUUCCUCCCUGCUACUGGACAUAGGUUGCGCCCUAUUGAUGUUGAGUUCAUGAAGAGGUUGGGGAAGAUUGUGAGCAUCGUCCCUGUCAUUGCUAAAGCUGACACACUAACUGUUGAGGAAAGACAGGAGUUCAAAGAAAAGAUCAGACAAGAUUUGCUAGCCAAUGGAAUUUGUGUUUACCCCCAGAGGGAGUAUGACGAAGAUCCCGAAGAGCGCAUCCUCAAUGACCGCAUCAGGGAAAGUAUUCCCUUUGCUGUGGUGGGGGCCAACAGGGAGCACCAAGUGAAUGGAAACAGUGUGCUUGGUCGUAAAACAAAGUGGGGAAUCAUUGAAGUUGAAAAUGUGGAGCACUGUGAGUUUGCCAACCUGAGAGAUCUACUUAUAAGGUCUCACUUGCAGGACCUGAAAGAUGUGACGCACAACAUCCAUUACGAGACCUACCGAGUGCAACGACUCAAUGCGAGCAAUAUGAACUUCAGUGAACUCGUUCUGUCCACCUGGCAACUAGAAAAUGGAGCUGACAAAUGCGAGACUGAGAGCCAGCUCUGAUCUCUCCAUUGUCCCCACCUGGCUCGCGUCCCCACGGAUGUGCUGAUGCGUCCCUGCAGUUGUGAUGGCGGAUGACUGCAACCAUAGAUUUCUUUUCUGUAAUAAAGAAUGAAAUUGAUCAAACAUUUUCAUUUUUUUUAUCUGUGACCAAGUAGUGGAUUUUGGGGCAUUGAGAAAUUUUAUGCAAGUUUAUACAUAUGAUAAAAGAAAUGUACUGGAAAAUUGAUUUAUUUGAAAGUAAGACCACAUACAUUGUUGGAGGUCAUUGAUGAAUGGGUGCAGUGGAAAAUUGAGACUAAUAUAACGGAGUCUCUUGUUUACCAUAUACCAUUUCAAUGUUUAAGUGACUGCAUACGAUGUCCACAGACAAGUUGGCUUAAUUACACCUGGGUUGAAUGUUACUGCAUGUAAAAGCAGGCGCAUUACCUACCAGCGCAACUGUAAAGCUCCUCCUGUGCCAACCACAACUACUGAACAUUUGACUCUUUGUCUGUGCAACCUGUCUCAGCUGGUAAUCUUUCUUCAACCUACAACACGUGAGUGGAUGAUGUCUGUUAGAUCUGGUUGUGUGCAUUAUGCACAGAUGCACUGUAGUUUGCAUUCUUGGGUUGCCAUUAUUUUCCUAAUAAGAUCUAAAUCUAAGGAUGGAUGUAACUGACUGUAGGUCUGAUAGUAGGAUUUCUUGGGCCAACAUUUUUUUGUUGCAUGUCAGCAUUGAUUACAUUUGCAGGAGCUCACGUGUACACAUUGGAUAGAAAUGAGAAUUCAUCCAGUUGAUGUGUUCAAGAUGUUUGACCCACAAACAGUGUCAAAGAUUCUUUUUUCAAAAACUGAAAAUAAACAAAGUGCCGGAAAAAAACCCUCUUCAUUUUCUCCAUUUCCAUUUGAAAUAUUUGAGUAUUUAUAGAAGAAAGCUAAAGUAUUUUUCAGGUCCCCACUCAGUGAGACAUGAUUCUGCUGGGUGAACACCGGUAACCAGCAGGUAUUUUGGUGCUGGUUAGGAUUUAAGCCAAACAUAUAGGUAUUAUUCUACAGCGGGACAGAAGGACAAACCCACAACAAGACGGCUUCAAAAACAUCAACAUACAGAAACUUUGUCAAGCAAGUCGAGAAGAAAUGUAAAGGAAUUACAUGAACAUGAAAACAAACUUGUGG
This is a messenger RNA of Cololabis saira (Pacific saury), 4084 nucleotides long. RefSeq names its product septin 12 (gene septin12). Gene Ontology annotation, cellular component: septin complex; septin ring; cell division site. Gene Ontology annotation, biological process: cytoskeleton-dependent cytokinesis. NCBI's taxonomy places the organism in Eukaryota, Metazoa, Chordata, Actinopteri, Beloniformes, Belonidae. The record is from RefSeq and is a predicted model, not a curated record. Gene Ontology annotation, molecular function: molecular adaptor activity; GTPase activity; GTP binding. The coding region runs from base 164 to 2929 and encodes 921 amino acids. The transcript has 11 exons.